Girardinichthys multiradiatus is the source of this 1227-nucleotide messenger RNA. Its product is annotated as interferon-induced protein 44-like. The coding region runs from base 153 to 1004 and encodes 283 amino acids. The transcript is spliced from 8 exons. The record is from RefSeq and is a predicted model, not a curated record. NCBI's taxonomy places the organism in Eukaryota, Metazoa, Chordata, Actinopteri, Cyprinodontiformes, Goodeidae.
CUUUUGGUUUCACUUUGCACCACAACAGUGACAGUGCAGUGGUUUGAGAACUGUUUAUUCAUUGCUCACUUUCACAAUCUUUCUAUCCAUCUUUCCAGUAGAGUAAAUAACCUUGCAGAACGACACUGCCCCGAUCAUCUUGAGGACAAACAAUGGCAGCUUCUGCACUUCUGGAGAAAUCGUGGAGGGAACUACGCUGGGGAGAGAGACAGAAGGAUCUUCAGUAUGUGCAGAAGUACAAACCUGAAAAUCCGGAAAUCAGGUAUCUUCGAGUCCUCUUGUUUGGACACGUUGGAGCCGGAAAAUCCAGUUUCAUCAAUUCUGUCAGUAAUGUCCUGCGAGGCCGAAUGACGAUGCCUGCUUUGGCUAGUGCGAUGACUUCCGACAAAAGCUUCACCAGAAAAUAUGAAACUCAUAAAUUCACGGAAGGACGAGGAAGCUCAAGGACAUUUUUCCCUGUGGUUUUCAAUGACAUCAUGGGUCUGGAAGACGGGGAGACCCGUGGAGUUCAUGCUAAAGACAUCGUUCAUGCUUUCAAAGGAAAUGUGAAGGAGGGUCACAAGUUUAACCCAGUAGGCCCACUUGAGCCAGAUGAUUUUGGCUACAACCCAACCCCCUCUACUGAUGACAGGGUUCAUGUUCUGGUCUGUGUGAUGUCAGCCAACACGCCACAGAUUAAUUCUUCACUUCUGAAGAAGAUGAGCGAAGUCAGAGAAAAAGCCAGUGAACUGGGAAUUCCUCAAAUGGCUAUGAUGACCCACAUCGAUGCAGCCUGUGGUGAAAUACAGAAAGACCUGAAGAAUGUGUACAGGAGCAGACACCUGCAAAAAAAGAUGAAAGACUUCAGUGCAGCAGUGGGAAUCCCAGUGAACUGCAUCUUUCCUGUGAAGAACUACAGCGAAGAAAUCGACAUGAAUAAUGAUGUUGAUAUUCUGAUCCUGAGCGCCCUGAGGAAAAUUAUCGACUUUGGAGACGACUUCAUCGAGAAAAUGAAAACAGAAUAACAGGAAACACUGAGGUUUCUGAAAGCGACCAAGCAUGCUUGUCUGUUUUAAGUUUUUACUAAUUUUACCAUAAGACUUUACAGCUUUCUAAGCAAUAGGAUCUGAGAGAUAACAUAACGAGGGAGCAAUUAUAUUUAAUCAUGGUUAGAGGAAUCUAUAUGUUACCUGUUUAGCCUGAACACAUGUUGUUAAAUAAAGAAAAAAAAAACUACAGAAAACAAAA